Messenger RNA from Saccostrea cuccullata (small rock oyster), 945 nucleotides. Its product is annotated as eukaryotic translation initiation factor 1A, X-chromosomal-like. The transcript is spliced from 6 exons. Gene Ontology annotation, cellular component: cytoplasm. Lineage: Eukaryota; Metazoa; Mollusca; Bivalvia; Ostreida; Ostreidae. Gene Ontology annotation, biological process: translational initiation. Gene Ontology annotation, molecular function: translation initiation factor activity; RNA binding. The coding region runs from base 124 to 555 and encodes 143 amino acids. The record is from RefSeq and is a predicted model, not a curated record.
AUUACUUCCGGUGUUAUUGCACUUGUUUCCUCUCGUGGUUGAGAAACAGCUUUUAUCUCUGAAAAACGUUUCCAGAGCAGAUUGAUUUAGUCAAAACUAUCGAAUCUUUUGAAAACAACAAAUAUGCCGAAGAAUAAAGGAAAGGGAGGUAAAAACAGGAGGAGAGGGAAGAAUGAGAACGAAAACGAAAAGAGAGAACUGGUCUUCAAAGAGGACGGACAGGAAUAUGCACAAGUGACAAAAAUGUUGGGCAAUGGUCGACUGGAAGCCCAGUGUUUUGACGGUGUAAAGAGGUUGUGUCACAUAAGAGGGAAGUUACGGAAAAAGGUUUGGAUAAAUGGUGGUGACAUUAUUCUACUGGGUCUCCGAGAAUUUCAGGACACAAAGGCUGAUGUUAUUCUGAAAUAUACCGCAGACGAAGCCAGGAAUCUGAAAGCCUACGGAGAACUGCCGGAAUCAACCCGUAUUAAUGAGAAUGUUAAUGAUGAAGAAGCCGAGGACAACAUCGAGUUUGGAGAUUUUGAUGGAGACGAUGAUGAGAUUGAUGAUUUAUAAAGAAGAUUUUUUGGAAGCUUUUUAGUUUAAUACGGAACAUUGGGACACCUGAACUGUGUCGGGGACUUCCUGACCUAGCAAGCUGUUCUACUUCAUCAAAUUUGUCUGUUGUUUUCAAAUGUUUGGACAUUGAAGUGCUUGUAAAUUAUUAAAUUCUUAAAUGGACUCAAAACUUGACGUUUUGAAGUAAACACUACCCUGUAGAUACUGAGAAGAGUUUGUAGUAUGAGCCUGUAUAUAUUCUUUGACAUUCAGUUGUUUGCAGGAUAUGUACAUGUAUGAUACUUUGACUGUGUAUAUUGUAAUGUUGAACAAUGGAAAAAAUCAUCAGUAUGUUACAGGUUACCAACAUUUACAUUUACUUGUGUAAGAAAAUUUUUACUUCAUCUA